AAAAACGGAGGGAAAUAACAAAAUACAAAUUUUCCUCCUGCAGGUUAAAACGUUACCUGCCCGCUCCGGUGCAGCCAAGUCUGUCAGAGGCGAAGUAAAGCGCAGCCAUGUCCCUGUCGCAGUGCCUGGAGGACUCACCUCUGAGGCUGUGUCCCACACCAGGGGCCGGAGAGCUAAAUCUGCAGGAAGUGUACAACGAGAGGCACCGGCUAGCUCUGGAGGAGCUGCUGUCCGGGGGGCUGGAUAACUUUCUGGACUUCCUCAGGAGAGAGAGGAUCUCUAACUUUCUGUCGGACGAUGAGAUCCAGCGGAUCAGGAGCGCCGCGGUGUCUCCGCGCUGCGCGUCCAUCCACGGGGAGGACCAGACGCUGGAGCAGUCGCUCAGCAGCUCCGUGGACUGCUCCUCCGUAACGUAUUUCCCCGAAGUGUCAGACGUGGAGCCGCCGCUGCUGGAGAUGGGGUGGCCCGCCUUCACCGCGGGGUCCUACCGGGGAGUGACCCGGGCCGUGGCGCACUUCCAGCCCAGCUACGGGGAGUGCAUCUACAGCUGCAAGGAGGCUGCCAGGCGCAUGAUUAAGAAUGCCAGAGAGGUGAUUGCCAUAGUUACUGACUCCCUCACAGACCUGGAUAUCUUUAAGGAUCUCCAGGAGGCAUGCUCCCACCGCAGAGUCCCCGUCUACAUUCUGCUGGACCAAUCAUGUGCUCCCGCUUUCCUCAAGAUGUGCAGAAAUGCCAACGUUCGCCUUGAUGACCUUCAGCAAAUGAGGGUGCGAACCAUAACUGGGACGACUUAUUACAUGCGAUCCGGAGCGAGGAUUACGGGGGAGGUUCAUGAGAGGUUCAUGCUGAUUGAUGGAAACAGAGUGGCUACAGGCUCCUACAGGUUCAACUGGACUGAUGGUAAACUGAACAGCAGCAACCUGGUUGAGCUUUCUGGUCAGAUAACAGAGAAAUUCGACGAGGAGUUCCGCAUCCUCUACGCACAAUCUCUUCCUCUAAACACUCGCGGACCCCCCAGCGUGCGCAACAGUGGCAUCUACGAGCACCUCCUCAUCAAACACUCCUCGUCCUCUCACCUGGCCAGAGAGAGGCCCGUGGAGCCGGUGUGUCUGACCAGCACGCCCAACCGUAAGCCUCAAACUCUGACGGUGCAGCCUCCUCCUGAACCCUCAUCUCCAGAUCACCACAUAACCAGUCCGCUGUCCGACUCCUCCACCGUUAGAGGGGACUGGAUGGAGCAGCAGGAGGAGAUCCUGGCCGGGAGCACGACUCGACAUUUCCCUGCAGAGCAGCAAGCGGAGGAGCAGGCAGUGACCUCCGGAGCCAUCUCCUGCCACGCCUCGACUCAGACCAGCCGCUCGGUGGCAGACAGCGACACCCAGACUGACCUCCAGCUCACGCAACGUCUCGGCCCCAUUGCACCGACGAGCUCGGGGCCAAACCAGGACACGUCACCCUCCUUUGCGUCCUCCGGGCAGAUCUCGCCCACCCAGGCAGUUCCAGACACCACUUUAAAGGACUGCUUCCAUAAGCUGACCAAAGAGCGCCAGUACCACUACUCAACCAUCCGCUCCAAGCUGGAACACAUGGUGACCGCCCUGUCCGAGAGGCGCGAGCUAGCCGACGUCACCAACAUGACUCAGGGGCUUGGCGCUCGCAGCAGGCAGAGGAUACACAAAGACUCUGAGCAGGAACCAAAUCCCAGACUGCCUGUUGAAAGUGCGGGCAUGGGCACGUGGCCAAGAGCCAGAUGUGUACACUAGCUUGUCUUCUGGGAUUUUAGUGAUGUAGGGUAGAGGGGGGGGGAAGAGCCGCUUCUCUGCUCUAAAUAAAUGUUUUUGGCUUAAGCAGUACAAUUCCAGCUUUAUUCUCUUCGUCUAAUUUUCUGCAGCGCCCACUUUUGUCCUUUUCAUGUCGUGUCCCGUCCAUGUCGAAGCGAUUUUUGGUGAGGAGGCAACAGAAUCGCAAUUGACGUGAACGUCUUGCAGAAAUUUUAACCAAAGACACGGUGCAAUAAUCAUGUUUUGACCAUGUCAGUGUAAUGAAUAUCAUUAGCUGAGGUGGUUAAGACUGGAUAAUACCUGCUGAAGUGUGAGUGAAAAUGCAUUGAAGUGCUGUUUUGGUGAUUUAAAUCAAAUUUGGCUGCUGUAGCUACGGGGGGACCAUCAUUCUGGAGAGCAGCUGGCUCUCGCUGUGCCUCGCAAAUAAAUAAAGUAGUAUUUUGCUAUAUUA
Molecule: messenger RNA, 2232 nt
Organism: Stegastes partitus (bicolor damselfish)
Lineage: Eukaryota; Metazoa; Chordata; Actinopteri; Pomacentridae
Gene: sack1d
Product: family with sequence similarity 83 member D
Exons: 4
Coding region: 108-1763 (551 amino acids)
Biological process (GO): regulation of ERK1 and ERK2 cascade; positive regulation of cell cycle G1/S phase transition; regulation of TOR signaling
Cellular component (GO): cytosol; mitotic spindle pole
Molecular function (GO): protein kinase binding
Source: RefSeq, a predicted model, not a curated record